AUGCUUCUGAAGGCGGCCCGUGAUGGCGACUUGGAGGCAUGGGAGCGCAAGCAGCUUCCUCCGACCUCUGCCGCUGAGACGUGGAGUAAAGCGGCUGCAGAGGCCGUGCUGAUGAGUCGCCUCCAGACCGCCGCUCGAGUUUCUGUGGAUGCGUCCAGGAGGCUCGAGAUCCGGGGCGACGACUUUGUUCUGAAUGGCCACGUGCAUCGCAUCAUCUCUGGCUCUGUGAGUUACUUCAGGGUACUGCCGCCUCAGUGGCGUGAUCGCAUGGAGAAGCUGAAGGCGCUUGGAUGCAACGCUGCCGAGGUCUACGUGCCUUGGAACCUUCAUGAGCCCGAGCCGGGAAGCUUCGACUUCGAGGGUCGCUGCGAUCUGUCGGCUUUUCUGGAGCUGUGUCAGGAGCUUCGCGAGGAAACACAGGAGCUGCAGCUGGAUGUGCUGCUUCGACCCGGGCCAUACAUCUGCGCGGAGUGGGACUUCGGCGGCCUUCCAUGGUGGCUUCUGCGCAAUCCGGAUCCUGUUCCGUUGAGAUCUUCGGACCCGAAGUUCCUUGAGGCAGUGGAGAGGUGGUGGUGCAGUCAGCUGCUGCCGCGAAUUCGCCCGCAUCUGGCAGCAAACGGUGGCCCCAUCAUCGCCAUGCAGGUGGAAAACGAGUACGGGUACUGGGGCAUCGACCCGGAUUAUUUGGAAAAGCUGCGCAAGAUGAUGCUGGACACCUUGGGCUCCGAAUGUCCGCUGCUUUUUACCAGCGAUGGAACCUUCUGGCCGGACUUGCAGGCGCAGCUGUGGGACUGUGGGACCUGGUCUGCCCUGGCCAACGGUGGCCUUGACAGCAUGCUUCGCACUGCCAACUUCGGCUGGUUUGAUGCCUGGGGGGCGCUGACCGGCAAGAGCUUCCGGGACCCCAAAGAUGUGGCGAGGACCUUGCGCGGCAUUUUGGAUGCCGGGGCGUCUGUCAACUUCUUUGUGUUCCAUGGAGGUACUUCCUUUGGCUUCUGUGGGCCUGGUGGAAACAUUUCGCAGGUCGGGCAGUAUGAGCCUCAGGUCACCUCGUAUGACUAUGGUGGCUUGCUCGACGAGGCAGGUGAGAUCACCACGAAGUACCUUCGCUGCCGAGAAGUCCUGGCAGACUUCCUGAAGCAGCCCGAACUGCUCGAGCGCAGCUUUCCAAAGACGCGCCGGCUUCCGGAAUCGCCUCCUCUGGAGAUCGAGGCGUCCCUGUCACUGGAGCAGGCCCUGCCCUCCCUGGCCAGGGCCAAGGAUCCCGUGAAAUCGGCUGUGCCCCUGGCAGCAGAGCAGGUCGGACUGGGCUAUGGAUACAUCUUGUACCGCUCCCAGAUUCCGGCCAGUGACCUGCCCUUGACCUUCGGAGACGACGUCAUCCGGGACUUCGCAUCAGUUCUUCUGGAGGGUCGCGUUCUCGGGACGAUUUACCGCAACGACUCUGGUCGCUCCCGGGAGUUCCAGGUGCCAAAGGCCGGGCGGCUGGAAGUUCUCGUGGAGAUGAUGGGCCGUGUGAACUUCGGCCCGGCGCUUCUACAGGAGAGGAAGGGCCUGGUGGGGCCGGGCUGCGUCCAGCUGGGCACCCCCUUCACGGGCCCCUUGCGUGCCAUCUUAGGCUGGGAAAUCUUUGCUCUUCCCAUGGAUGAAGAAAGCCUCGCGCAGCUCCCCUGGGAUGCCUGCGAGGGGACGGCGGCCCGAAAGAGCGCCUGGGAACGAGGGCCACGGUUCUUCCGUUAUUCGCUGCAUGUCCAGCAGCCCGCCGACGGCUUCCUGGCCCUCGAAGGCUUCAUCAAAGGCUUCGCCUGUGUCAACGGCUUUAACCUUGGCCGGUAUUGGCAGGUCGGUCCCCAGCAGACACUGUACAUUCCUUAUCCUGUUCUCCGACGUGGCAAGAACGAGGUACUGGUCUUCGACAUUGACAGUCCAGAGCUGGGAGAGGCUGAGGACAUGCCUGUGCUAAUGUGGUAUCCGCAGUGGACUCCUCUUGUGGCCCUGGCCGCGAGUGGAAGUGUGGAUCGUGCUCAGGUCGUAGCAGAGCUACUGUCAGCCCAGACAGCGUCUGCAGAGCUUGCCGACGAGACCGUUGCGCAGCACUUUGUCAAGGCUCGCGACAAACAUCCAGCUUGCCCUCAGAUAGAUUUUCAGGGGCCGCAAACGACCGUUCCCGCAAGUGCCGACGGCUUCAGUGGAACAGCUUUGACCAAGGCCCUUGCUGCGCUUCAUCCCAAUGAGAUGGAGUCUUUUGUGGGAGAUCUUCGACCGGAGGCGGAAUCGGUGUCGUUGUCGUUGUUGUCGUUUCAUAUAGUUGUGGUUGUGGUUGUUGUUGUGGUCUUGCUUGUGGCUGUGGCUGUGGCUGUGGCUGUGGCUUUUGCUGCUGAUGCUGCUGGUGCUGUUGUUGUUGUUGCUGCUGCUGUGGUUGUUGUUAGCAUUGGCAUGCGGAUUUAA
Messenger RNA from Symbiodinium sp. CCMP2592, 2448 nucleotides. Lineage: Eukaryota; Dinophyceae; Suessiales; Symbiodiniaceae. The record is from the annotation of a GenBank genome assembly.